Molecule: messenger RNA, 1258 nt
Organism: Oncorhynchus gorbuscha (pink salmon)
Lineage: Eukaryota; Metazoa; Chordata; Actinopteri; Salmoniformes; Salmonidae
Exons: 3
Coding region: 261-956 (231 amino acids)
Source: RefSeq, a predicted model, not a curated record
UCUUGAGUCAAAUCCUCCAAGUCAACAGCCAGUCUAGAUGCCUCAAGGUGAUUGAAACAGUCAAAAGUGGGUCUGGUGCACAGCAGGAUUCGCCAAGACAUAAUAUCACCAUACCUCUCCAGAUCAACACACAAUGCCCCGAUGCUGCAGCUGGACAGCCCUCACCUCCCCCUCUAUCGCCAGAGACUCCGGGUCCACCAGUGACGGAAGACGAUAUCAAGGCCAAACAGAAGAAAAGGCUGGAGCAGUUUAACCUGCGGAUGAGACAGAAGAAUCAGCAAAGAAUGAACGAUACUCGUGACAGUAGGAAGAAGAACGCAACAGGAAAAGUUCCCAAAGUUACCUUUGCAAACACAGAGCCUAGGAACGUGUGGAUCUGUGGCCACUCCCUUAUAUAUUGGGCAGAGAUGAGGGCCAAGUCGCCCGAGAUUGGCAUGCAGCUGGGCAUGGACCCCAGCAGUGUGCGGGUGUGGUGGAAGGGCACACAGGGCAUGACGUGGGCCCAGCUGCUGCCCCAGCUUGACCAGCUGAAGAUCAAGUGGCCCAGCCCAGACGUGGUCAUCCUGCACCUGGGUGGGAAUGACCUGGGCACCCACAACCCUGAGGCCCUUCUGGCAUCUGUGAAGAAGGACCUGACCUCCAUGAGGAGCAUUUUCCCACAAUGCCUGUUGGUCUGGUCUGACAUCUUGCCCCGUAUGUCCUGGAGGCAAACGGAGGACAGCGAAGCAGUGGACAAUGUUAGGGCUGCCAUCAACAGAAGAAUUCACACCAUCAUCGCUGAGCUAGGUGGCACUGCUCUGACCCAUGACAACAUCAUGUGUGGCUCAGACGCAGGCCUGUACAGGCCAGAUGGUGUUCAUCUGUCUGGUAAAGGUAUUGAUACUUUCAACUUGAACUUGCAGGACUUUUUGGAGAAGUGGGAGACCGAGGCAAGCAAUGGUCCUGAGAUGAGUUAAGAAAUGCCCAAUGAAUUUGUUUUUUUAUUGAGGGUGGUUUUAUUUUCAUUUCUCUGUUGUCGUAGUUACCUUACUGUGCUAGAGCGCUGGAUACCAACCUAUGGGUUGAUUUUAGAUGUAAUGUUACUUCAUUGCAAAUAAUACAUUCUGUUAUGGUAGUAUCCACUUUGAUUAAAUGCUGUAUGUAAUCUUUUCUUUUAAGUUUUAGCAUACUGAUGAUUAGCAUGUUGUUUAUCCAUAAAAUGCUAGACUUUUACUUAUUGUAUGAAUUUUGUUGGACAGAAACAAAUAAACUAGAUAAU